CCUAUUUUAAACCCGAACGCAGCACAAAAUCUCAAAGUAAGACCAUUAGCACCUCGAUAAGCCAUGGCAGCAACCGCCACUACCGGCGCCCGAAGCCAAAGCCGUCGCGAAUUGUCACCGCCGCCGUCUUUCACCGCCGACGACAUCAUCCUCCUCGCUCAAAACUCCUCCGCUACUCUCCCCCCAUCCUUAUCCUCCUCCACUGUCCUCCCUCUACUCCAGUCACCUUCACCUUCACUCCUCUCCUCCCUUCUAUCAAUUCUUUCUCGCUCCCCUCCUUCCUCCUCCCUUCUCACUCCCGUACUCCUCUCCUUCCUUCGUCUCUUCUUCUCCCGCACACUACCCAGAAACCUCGACUCUUCCCGUCUCUUCUACCUCAUCUUUCCCCUCCUAUCCCACCUUGACCACUUCCAUCUCCACUCCUUACUGGAUUUCAUCUUUUCCCAUCUCUCCGACAUCGCCGACGCUGACGACGCCCAAGUCCUCGAUCUUCUCCCUCACCUUCUCAACCUCGCCGCCCCCGAUGGCGAGCUCAUCAACGCAUUCCUCGAUAAACUCCUAUCCGUCAGUUGGUCCAAGGCACUGCUUGUCAAGAUGUGCUCGCUCAUCCGCGACUGCCCGGCUAUAUCUAGGGUUAGGGUUUCGGAAUUUCUUCGGAAGAUAUUCGACGGAAUGAGGGAUGUGGACAUCCAGGACCUCCCGUGGCUGGUGUUCCAGCUAUUGUUGCUCGCGUCUAAGGGAAUUAGUUCGGUUUCCCGAAAGCAACUGAUCGCCGAUUUGUUAAAGUUUUUCGAGAAGCCGAUGAAGGGAUCGCCUUCCGUCGUGCGGCAAGUGGAGGGGACGAUUCUGAUGCACGUGAACUUCGCCGUUAAGCAGGAUCCAUCGCUGGGUUCAGAGGUUAUCGCCGUUGUUCGCUCUGAUUUUGGUACGUUCAACCAUUUCGCUGCUGCGGUUUUGUUAUCCGUGGCCAGUAUUCGGCGGUUCAAUGAGAUAUCGAUUGGUGCUCUAAAAUCGGUCGUUAUUGGUUCUCAUCUGGAUUGCAAAAUUGCAAGGGAUUGCAAGUGGUUACCAGAUAUUACAAAGGAGGAAUUGCUGCAAAAUGCUAAGAACGUUGAAAAGGCAUUAGUUAGAACUAUUAAUGAGAGCAGCUCUGGGCGAGAGCAUUUGGUUCCUAGUAUUUUACAAUUUGGGUUUAUUAUGUUGGAUUCAGUGGAUGGGAAAAGUUGUGAAGGAAGUGGCAUUUCUAACGGACUGAUGAGCUGUGAAGAACUUGGAAUUCAAAUUCUUAAAACUCUGUUUGACGUUCAUGAAAUGACACGAAAUCAGAUGAUUGAACAGUGUAAAUUCCGGAUUCUUUCUUUGAAUCAUCAGAAAAGCUCUCCAGUUAUCAAGCUGUUCGGUUAUCUAGUAAAAGAUUACCCUUACCCUAUGCUUGAAUAUGUUGCACGCCUGAAGGAAUUACUGGAUUAUUUCACAUUCAUGCAUGAAAAAACUGCCAUUUCUGUAAUAGAUGCCAUCUUACCACUAAUUAAGUUCAGUAAAGAUCUCCGGGAUUACAUAAUUUUGGUUGUAAGAAAGGCUAUGUUCAGGCGACAAGAUGCUGUUCGUUCUGCUGCUGCUAGUACCAUCAUUGAUUUGAUUUUAGAGGAAAAUAGAUCAAAGAGAAUUGACUCUUUUCAAGAAUCAUCUAGCCAAGCUAGUUGUAGCCAGCAAGCUGAGUCAUUUUGCAGAACGGAAGGAUGCCUCUUUCAGGAGUUGAAUGGACUGCUAAGGAGGUGUCUCACGCAGCAGGUUUCAGUGAAGGAGAUUGUAUACAAGGGCCUUACAAAACUUGUCAUGUUGGAUCCCUCUACUUCUGGGCAUGUAUUUGACAUUCUAUGGCCUCACUUCCUUCAGUUUUACAGCCAGGAUGCUGAAUAUCCACUCAGGUUAGAUCUUUGCUAUGUGGUGGAGAAUGGAAAAGUUUCUCAAAUUGAACCUUUAGAUCAACUUUUAUCAUGCGUGUCUUGGGUUGUUCUCCUCCAGCAACAUGGACGAUCUAAUCAUCAAUCAGAGUAUUCAUUACCAUGCUUUGGCUUUACUCUUUCACAAGAUAACGAGGCCGGUAGAGUAUCAUCAAGUGAGCUGUUUAAAAUUGCUCUUUCAAAAAUUCGCAAAACUUUGAGCAAAUGGAUAUUUGAAGUUAACUUCAAACAGAAUGAAUGUUUGGGUUCUCAUUCUUUCCAAGGUGAGAAGUCUGAAAUCUAUGGUUGCCUUUUGCGUGGAAUUUUGGAGGUCUUUAUCAAUAUAGCAGCUACAGAGUUGGAAAAAGCAGCACAUGAAGAUGAGGCGGUUCUUGAAAAAGAAAUUAUGUGGCUGGUUGAUUCAUAUGACUAUGUUGAGAAGGAAUCAGGCUUGAAUAAACAGGGAUCUGGCAUUAGAAAAGGAACUUCAAAAACCGUUGACCAACACAAAACUGAUCGUGAGUUGAAAGACUCUCCUCGUACUUCUCAUUUGAAGUUGUUUUCAGUUAGAGGGUCACUUUUGGCCACAUCAAGCAUCCGCAAGCUCUUAAUUCUUGCUGUAAAUUCAUAUAAUGCUUCCAACUUCACCGACCAAACUACUCCCUUGAAUCAUAAUCGAUCAUCUCUGUGCAAGACAUUGGAUCAAUGCUUAAAACUAAUAUCCUUUACCUUGAAGGUUUGCUUUCAUCAUUUAAAAUCCAUCAUCUCUAUUGAUGGGGGAUCAAGUGGUGAUCCUUACAAAGCUAUAGUUUUCGGAGAUUUGAAACAGCUUGCACUUCCUAUUGUGCAGUUGAUAUGGUUGCUCAAAUCAGGAGCCAAAGUAGAAAAUAACACAACUAAGAAAGAAGCUAAAGGGAAAAGGAAAAUUGAAAAUAAAGGGAGCGAGCUUCAUCAAGCAUUGUUAUGCUUGAAUGAAUUGUUUAGAAUGAGCUCCUCAAAAGCUUACUUAACUGAACUAAUUGAGGUUUUAGACAGACUGGAUACGUCUGAACUAAAUCUGGGAAAUACAGUUGAAGUUGCUGACAGCAUGAACCACAAUCAAGCAGUGACGUUUGAUGAUUCUUAUGUCCGGACACUCCAUGUAUUCCUAUUCAAAAGACUAAAGCCACUUUAUUCCGGGCUAAUCUCUCUUUCACUUUUCCAGGAAGCAGUGGUUGUGUCUGAGCUGUUCUUGCUUAUUUGGAAGACCUUGCCAUUUGAGCAGAGGAAAUUAGAUGGAACUUGGAUGAUGAAUGUUUGCAAAAACAAAAAGAUAGUAAAUCCGAAGGCUGCACAAAAGUUGGUAACACAAGCCCUUCAUUUAAUGCCAUCUAAAAGUGAACUUAUUACUGCACAAGACAUAGCUUCAGAACUACUUCAAGUUAUGGGAUCUGAGGAGAAAGAUCCAAUUGAGAUCUCUAGAACAUAUCCCUUUGUCAACGAUUCAACAAAGGAUGCUAUUACUGUUGCAUUGUUUCAAUUAAUUGAAUCUUGUCUUGCGGACCUGGAUUGGUCUGUAUCAAAACUGAAGGCAAUCUCAAACCUCAAGUAUGAAUUUGAUCUUUCUACAAGGGACCUUCAAUUUCCUGAGAGGUCACCUGGUGUGAUUCUGGAAGAAGUGGUCCACUCCAGGUCUGAAUCACUGGUGAAUGUUUUGGCUUUCUUCACAGAGAUGAAUCUCAAAGAUUCUCAAGCUGAACAGUUUCUGAAGAUGACUGCAAAGUUUUACAGGCUUUUAGCUCGAAUGACUAAGCUUCGAAUUGCUUCGAAGGGAUGCAAGCAACUUCUACCUGGGCAAAAGUUUCAGAAGCUUGCUGAAGUUGCAUGCAGAAAGCUUACUAGUAAACUAUACAACUUUGUGGCUCUGGUGCAAAGGAACCAGCAAGGGAAUGUUCGUAUCAGAGGUAUUAUCAAUAAGAUCAAAAGGGAAAAUAAAUGCAUUCCAGACCUCAUAUUUCAGAUUGAAGAUUAUGAAAGAUAUCUGAUCCAACUCAGCAAGUUGACUAAGGUAAACUUGCUGAGGAAUGCCAAACGCAGCACAGUUAGAGAUUUUAAGAUCUUAGAAAUUAAGAAAACCGCAGCGCAAGAGGAGGAAAUUGUGCAUAAAUCUGGUUCGAUCAGUUCUAACUCAUCUCAGGAUGACUCUGGUAAUGAAUCUGAAGGGCCUAGUGAAGACAAUCCUGCUGAAAAAGUAGCAUCUCCAGACCCCAUUGGUGAAGAUGGUGCUGCAGAGGAUUCUGAAUCUGAUGAAGAUGUGCAUGUACUAAUAAGAAAUAAGAGGACCAAAAUGAGCAAGGUGGUGCACGAUUCUGAAGAUGAAGCCUAGUAAUGUGGUUUUUUUCAGUGCUAUGAGAUUCUUUGGGCAACAUUACGAUGAUAUACAAUGGUUAGCCACCUUUACCAUCAUAACCUUUUUUAGAUGGAGACUUUAUUAGCAAAGGUUCUCUUUUGGUUA
Molecule: messenger RNA, 4437 nt
Organism: Dendrobium catenatum
Lineage: Eukaryota; Viridiplantae; Streptophyta; Magnoliopsida; Asparagales; Orchidaceae
Product: Fanconi anemia group I protein homolog
Exons: 13
Coding region: 64-4308 (1414 amino acids)
Biological process (GO): DNA repair
Molecular function (GO): DNA polymerase binding
Source: RefSeq, a predicted model, not a curated record